GGCCCGGGACUCGCCCGGAGCCCGGGGCAGGAGGGAGGCGGGAGGAGGGAGGGUCGCGGGCGGCCGCUGAGGGGCCGGGGCCCGGGGCCGCCGCCACCGCCACCAUCGUCCGAUGUCCCGGCCGCCACUGCCGCCGCCCGUGCGGGCGCUGCCCCUGCUGCUGCUGCUGGCGGGGCCGGGGGUUGCAGCUCCCCCUUGCCUGGAUGGAAGCCCAUGUGCAAAUGGAGGCCGCUGCACCCAGCUGCCCUCCGGGGAAGCUGCCUGCCUGUGUUCUCCAGGCUGGGUGGGUGAGCGAUGUGACCUGGAAGAUCCUUGUCACUCGGGCCCCUGUGCUGGCCGUGGCGUCUGCCAGAGCUCCGUGGUGGCUGGCGCUUCCCGGUUCUCCUGCCGCUGCCCCCGCGGCUUCCGAGGCCCAGAUUGCUCCCUGCCUGACCCCUGUCUCAGCAGUCCGUGCGCCCAUGGCGCGCGCUGCUCGGCGGGGUCCGAUGGCCGCUUCAUCUGCUCCUGUCCACCGGGCUACCAGGGUCGUAGCUGCAGAAGCGACGUGGAUGAGUGCCGGAUGGGUGGGCCCUGCCGCCAGGGGGGCACCUGCCUCAAUACACCUGGUUCCUUCCACUGCCAGUGUCCAGGUGGCUACACGGGGCCACUGUGCGAGAGUCCCGUGGUGCCCUGUGCUCCGUCGCCCUGCCGGAACGGGGGCACCUGCCGGCAGAGCGGCGACCUCACCUAUGACUGUGCCUGCCUUCCUGGCUUCAAGGGCCCGCACUGUGAGGUGAAUGUGGAUGACUGUCCGGGACACCGGUGCCUCAAUGGGGGGACGUGUGUGGAUGGGGUCAACACCUACAACUGCCAGUGUCCUCCCGAGUGGACAGGUCAGUUUUGCACUGAGGACGUGGACGAGUGCCAGCUCCAGCCCAACGCAUGCCACAAUGGGGGCACGUGCUUCAACACGCUGGGGGGGCACAGCUGCGUGUGUGUCAAUGGCUGGACGGGAGAGAGCUGCAGUCAGAACAUCGAUGACUGUGCCACGGCCGUAUGCUUCCAUGGGGCCACUUGCCAUGACCGUGUGGCCUCCUUCUACUGCGCCUGCCCCAUGGGCAAGACUGGCCUUCUCUGUCACCUGGAUGACGCCUGUGUCAGCAACCCCUGUCACGAUGACGCCAUCUGUGACACCAACCCAGUGAACGGCCGGGCCAUCUGCACCUGUCCGCCGGGCUUCACGGGCGGGGCGUGUGACCAGGACGUGGACGAGUGCUCCAUUGGUGCCAACCCGUGUGAACAUCUGGGGCGGUGCGUGAACACGCAGGGGUCGUUCCUGUGCCAGUGUGGCCGGGGCUACACGGGACCUCGCUGCGAGACCGACGUCAACGAAUGUCUGUCCGGGCCAUGUCGAAACCAGGCCACAUGCCUGGAUCGCAUCGGCCAGUUCACUUGCAUCUGCAUGGCAGGCUUCACAGGAACCUAUUGCGAAGUGGACAUCGAUGAGUGUCAGAGUAGCCCGUGUGUCAACGGGGGUGUCUGCAAAGAUCGUGUCAACGGCUUCAGCUGCACCUGCCCCUCAGGUUUCAGUGGGUCCAUGUGCCAGCUGGAUGUCGAUGAGUGUGCAAGCACGCCCUGCUGGAAUGGUGCCAAGUGUGUUGACCAACCGGAUGGCUACGAAUGUCACUGUGCGGAGGGCUUUGAGGGGACCCUGUGUGAGCGCAAUGUGGAUGACUGCUCCCCUGACCCGUGCCACCACGGGCGCUGUGUGGAUGGCAUCGCCAGCUUCUCGUGUGCCUGUGACCCCGGCUACACGGGCACGCGCUGUGAGAGCCAGGUGGACGAGUGCCGCAGCCAGCCCUGCCGCCACGGGGGUAAAUGCCUGGACCUGGUGGACAAAUACCUCUGCCGCUGUCCUCCUGGCACCACAGGAGUGAACUGCGAGGUUAACAUUGACGAUUGUGCCAGUAACCCUUGCACUUUCGGAAUCUGCCGGGAUGGGAUCAACCACUACGACUGUGUCUGCAGGCCAGGUUUCACAGGGCCCCUCUGCAACGUGGAGAUCAACGAAUGCACAUCUAACCCUUGCGGCGAGGGUGGUUCCUGUGUGGAUGGAGAAAAUGGCUUCCACUGCCUCUGUCCCCCCGGAUCCUUGCCCCCACUCUGCCUCCCUCCCAGCCACCACUGUGCCCAUGAGCCUUGCAAGCAUGGUGUCUGCCAUGAUGCACCUGAUGGGUUCCGCUGCAUGUGUGAGCCUGGCUGGACUGGCCCCCAGUGCGGUCAUAGUCUGGCUCGAGACGCAUGUGAGUCCCAGCCCUGCCGUGCUGGCGGUACCUGCACCAGUGAUGGAGUGAGGUUCCGGUGCACCUGCCCUCCUGGAGUCCAGGGCCGUCAGUGUGAGGUGCUGUCUCCAUGUACCCCGAACCCCUGUGAGCAUGGGGGUCACUGUGAGAUGGGCCCUGGGCAGCUCAUUGUCUGCUCCUGCCCCUCAGGCUGGCAAGGUCCUCGGUGCCAGCAAGAUGUGGACGAGUGUGCCAGCCCCUCACCCUGCGGCCCCCAUGGCAUCUGUACCAACCUGGCAGGCAGUUUCAGCUGUACUUGCCUUGGGGGCUACACGGGUCCUUCCUGUGACCAGGACAUCGAUGACUGUGACCCCAAUCCAUGCCUCAAUGGUGGCUCCUGUCAGGAUGGCGUGGGCUCCUUCUCUUGCUCUUGCCUUCCUGGCUUCGCCGGUUCACACUGUGCCAGCGACGUGGAUGAAUGCCUCAGCAACCCCUGCGGCCUGGGCACCUGCACCGACCACGUGGCCUCCUUCACCUGCACCUGCCCACCAGGCUAUGGAGGCUUCCACUGCGAGAAGGACCUGCCAGACUGCAGCCUCAGCUCCUGCUUCAACGGAGGGACUUGUGUGGACGGUGUGAACUCGUUCAGUUGCCUGUGCCGCCCUGGCUACACGGGCACCCACUGCCAGUACGAGGAGGACCCUUGCCUGUCACGGCCCUGUCUGCACGGGGGCAUCUGUAGAGCCACCCACCCAGGCUUUCAUUGCACCUGCCAGGAGGGCUUUACCGGCAGCCAGUGCCAGACUCCAGUAGACUGGUGUGGCCAGGCACCCUGCCAGAAUGGAGGCCGCUGUGUCCAGACUGGGGCCUAUUGCCUGUGUCCCUCCGGAUGGAGUGGCCGCCUCUGUGACACGCGAAGUCUGCCCUGCAGGGAGGCUGCAGUUCAGAUGGGGGUGCGGCUGGAGCAGCUGUGUGAUGCGGGAGGACAAUGCGUGGACCAGGACAGCUCCCACUACUGCGUGUGUCCAGAGGGUCGCACGGGCAGCCACUGUGAACAGGAGCUGGACCCCUGCUUGGCUCAGCCCUGCCAGAAUGGGGGCACCUGCCGUGGCUACAUGGGGGGCUAUGUGUGUGAGUGUCCAGCUGGCUAUACAGGUGACAGCUGUGAGACCGAUGUGGAUGAGUGUGCGUCCAAGCCCUGCCAGCAUGGGGGCUCCUGCAUCGACCUCGUGGGGCGAUACCUUUGUUCCUGUCCCCCUGGGACUCUGGGUGUGCUCUGUGAGAUUAAUGAGGAUGAUUGUGGUCCAGGCCCACCGCCAGACUCUGGCACCCGCUGUCUGCACAAUGGCACCUGUGUGGACCUGGUGGGGGGCUUCCGCUGUAAUUGCCCCCCGGGAUACACCGGUCUACACUGCGAGGCAGAUAUCAAUGAGUGUCGUCCUGGGGUCUGCCAUGCAGCACAUACCCGGGACUGCCUGCAAGUCCCAGGAGGGCACUUCCUCUGCCUUUGCCAUCCGGGCUUCACAGGUCCUCGCUGUCAGACUGUCCUCUCUGCCUGUGAGUCCCAGCCCUGCCAGCAUGGAGGCCAGUGUCGUCUCAGCCCAGCCCCUGGCGGUGGGCUGACCUUCACCUGCCACUGUGUCCAGCCGUUCUGGGGUCCGCGUUGCGAGCGGGUGGCGCGCUCCUGCCGGGAGCUGCAGUGUCCGGCGGGGGUCCCGUGUCAGCUGACCGCACGCGGGCCGCGCUGCGCCUGCCCCCCGGGACUGUCGGGUCCCUCCUGCCGGGGCUCCCGGGCGUCCCUCCCGGGAGCCGCCAACGCCAGCUGCUCCGCCGCCCCUUGUCUGCACGGGGGCUCCUGCCGCCCUACGCAGAUCGCUCCCUUCUUCCGCUGUGCAUGCUCUGCGGGCUGGGAGGGGCUGCGUUGCGAGACCCCGGCGGCGGUGGCGGCCUCGCCGGAGGUGCCGCCGGAGGAGCCACGGUGCCCGCGGGCCGCCUGCCAGGCCAAGCGCGGGGACGGGCGCUGCGACCGCGAGUGCAACAGCCGGGGCUGUGGCUGGGACGGCGGCGACUGCUCGCUGAGCGUGGGCGACCCCUGGCGGCAGUGCGAGGCGCUGCAGUGCUGGCGCCUCUUCAACAACAGCCGCUGCGACCCGGCCUGCAGCUCGCCCGCCUGCCUCUACGACAACUUCGACUGCCACGCGGCUAGCGAGCGCACCUGCAACCCUGUGUAUGAAAAAUACUGCACUGACCACUUUGCAGAUGGUCGCUGCGACCAGGGCUGCAAUACGGAGGAGUGUGGCUGGGAUGGGCUGGACUGUGCCAGUGAGGUCCCGGCUUUGCUUGCCCGUGGUGUGCUGGUUCUCACGGUCCUGCUGCCCCCUGAAGAGCUGCUGCGGUCUGGUGCGGAUUUCCUGCAGCGGCUCAGUGCCAUCCUGCGCACCUCACUGCGCUUCCGCCUGGAUGCGCGUGGCCAAGCAAUGGUGUUUCCUUACCACCGGCCCAGCACUGGCUUUGAACCCCGAGCCCGACGGGAGCUGGCCCCUGAGGUGAUCGGCUCCGUGGUGAUGCUGGAGAUUGACAACCGGCUCUGCCUGCAGUCUCCCGAGAACGAUCACUGCUUCCCCGAUGCGCAGAGUGCCGCAGACUACCUGGGAGCCUUGUCGGCUGUGGAGCGCCUGGAUUUUCCCUACCCACUGCGGGAUGUGCGGGGGGAGCCCCUGGAGCCCUCUGCGCCCGGCGUGCCCACCAUGCCACUGCUGGCCGCCAGCGCUGUCUUCCUGCUCAUCAUCUUCGUCCUGGGCGUCAUGGUUGCCCGGCGCAAGCGCGAGCACAGCACCUUGUGGUUCCCAGAGGGAUUCGCGCUGCACAAGGACGCGGCCGCUGGACACAAGGGCCGGCGGGAGCCUGUGGGACAAGAUGCGCUGGGCAUGAAGAACAUGGCCAGGGGCGAGAGUCUGAUGGGGGAGGUAGUCACAGACUGGAUGGACACAGAGUGCCCGGAGGCCAAGCGACUGAAGGUUGAGGAGCCUGGAGUGGGGGCCGAGGAGCCUGUGGACUGUCGCCAGUGGACCCAGCAUCACCUGGUGGCCGCUGACAUCCGUGUGGCACCAGCCAUGGCACUGACACCACCACAGGGAGAUGCGGAUGCUGACGCCAUGGAUGUGAAUGUGCGAGGCCCAGAUGGCUUCACCCCCCUCAUGCUGGCCUCCUUCUGUGGGGGGGCCCUGGAGCAGAUGCCCCCUGAGGAGGAGGAGGCUGAUGACACGUCUGCCAGCAUCAUUUCGGACCUCAUCUGCCAAGGGGCCCAGCUUGGGGCUCGGACUGACCGCACGGGCGAGACUGCCCUGCACCUGGCUGCCCGCUAUGCACGGGCUGAUGCCGCCAAGCGGUUGCUCGAUGCCGGGGCGGACACCAAUGCCCAGGACCACUCAGGCCGCACCCCUCUGCACACGGCUGUGACCGCUGACGCCCAGGGCGUCUUCCAGAUUCUCAUUCGGAAUCGCUCUACAGACCUGGAUGCCCGCAUGGCAGACGGCUCUACUGCUCUGAUCCUGGCGGCCCGCCUGGCAGUGGAGGGCAUGGUAGAAGAGCUGAUAGCGUGCCAUGCAGAUGUGAAUGCGGUGGAUGAGCUGGGGAAGUCAGCCUUGCACUGGGCUGCGGCUGUGAACAACAUAGAGGCUACCUUGGCUCUGCUAAAAAAUGGAGCUAAUAAGGAUAUGCAGGACAGCAAGGAGGAGACCCCGCUGUUCCUGGCGGCCAGGGAGGGCAGCUACGAGGUAGUCAAGCUGUUGCUGGAUAAUUUUGCCAACCGGGAGAUCACGGACCACAUGGACAGGCUGCCGAGGGACGUGGCUCACGAGCGCCUGCACCAAGACAUCGUGCGCCUACUGGAGCAGCCCAGUGGGCCCCGCAGUCCCCCAGGCCCCCACAGCCUGGGACCCCUGCUCUGCCCCCCUGGGGCCUUCCUCCCAGGCAUCAAGGCCACGCAAUCUGGGGCCAAGAAGGGCAGGAGACCCCCUGGGAAGGCCGGGCUGGGUCCUCAGGGGGCUCGUGGGCGGGGCAAGAAGCUGACCCUGGCCUGUCCCGGGCCCCUGGCUGACAGCUCUGUUACUCUGUCCCCCGUGGACUCUCUGGACUCCCCUCGGCCCUUUGGCGGCACCCCUGCCUCCCCUGGAGGUUUCUCCCUGGAGGGUCCCUAUGCUGCGCCCACAGCCGCCCCCGUGUCCCUGACACAGCUUGGCGGUGCGGGCAGGGCAGGGCCUCUAGGGCGCCAGCCCCCUGGGAGCUGUGUGCUCAGCCUGGGCCUGCUGAACCCUGUGGCCGUCCCCCUCGAUUGGGCCCGACUGCCCCCACCUGCACCCCCAGGGCCCUCCUUCCUGUUGCCCCUGGCCCCAGGACCGCCCCUGCUCAACCCGGGGACCCCGGUCUCUCCCCAGGAGCGGCCUCCUCCCUACCUGGCCCCACCGGGGCACGGGGAAGAAUACCCAGCCGUGGGGACCAACAGUAGCCCCGCGAAGGGUCGCUUUCUCCGGGUUCCCAAUGAGCAUCCUUAUCUGACUCCGUCCCCCGAGUCUCCCGAACACUGGGCCAGCCCAUCGCCGCCCUCCCUCUCCGACUGGUCCGACUCCACGCCUAGCCCGGCCAUGGCCACGGCGGCCACGGCCACGGGAGCGCUGCCCGCCCAGCCGCACCCUUUGUCUGUCCCUGCCCCUCUGACUCAGGCUCAGACUCAGCUGGGGACCCAGCCGGAAGUCACCCCUAAGAGGCAGGUGUUGGCCUGAAACAAGUGCUCCUUGCUUUAGAUCAUGGAUCUGAAGAGACCCCAAUCUGCGUCUCUUUCUCUCUCUUUCUCUCUUUAAAGUGUUUUUCAAUCCUUGGAUCUUGGAUCUGAAGAGACAUUCCAUCUUGACAUCUGUCUGUCUGUCUGUCUGUCUGUCUGCCUCUCUGUCUCUCUCUCUUUCUCUGUCUCUCCUUGAAGUGUUCAAUUCUUGGACCUUGGAUCUGAAGAGACACCCCAUCCUGACUGACUCUCUCCCUCCCUCCUUGUCUCUCUCCACCAACCUUUUGCACCAGCCCAGACUCUUAGUCUUCCUUUAUUUAUAAUGUGGGGGCUGACACCCCACCUUCUGUAUCUUGUAAGGAGUGUGGGACCUUAUCUUUCCUCCCUUAUCCCUUCUUUUUUCUUUUUCUCCUCCUCCUCCUCCUCCUCCUCCUCCUCCUCCUCCUCCUCCUCCUCC
Messenger RNA from Perognathus longimembris pacificus (Pacific pocket mouse), 7498 nucleotides. It is a transcript of the gene Notch3, whose product is annotated as notch receptor 3. Bases 113 to 7042 code for a protein of 2309 amino acids. Gene Ontology annotation, molecular function: signaling receptor activity; calcium ion binding; Notch binding. Lineage: Eukaryota; Metazoa; Chordata; Mammalia; Rodentia; Heteromyidae. Gene Ontology annotation, cellular component: membrane. The record is from RefSeq and is a predicted model, not a curated record. Gene Ontology annotation, biological process: regulation of DNA-templated transcription; multicellular organism development; regulation of developmental process. The transcript has 33 exons.